Messenger RNA from Morus notabilis, 2448 nucleotides. Its product is annotated as oligopeptide transporter 2. Gene Ontology annotation, biological process: transmembrane transport. Gene Ontology annotation, molecular function: oligopeptide transmembrane transporter activity. NCBI's taxonomy places the organism in Eukaryota, Viridiplantae, Streptophyta, Magnoliopsida, Rosales, Moraceae. The record is from RefSeq and is a predicted model, not a curated record. Bases 142 to 2346 code for a protein of 734 amino acids. The transcript has 6 exons.
GCCGCAAUACGUAACAGAAUCCCUUAUUAAUAUCUCUGCUCUCUCUUCUCAUUCUUCAACGUACUACAAUUACUGUGGCUACAUAUACAUACUUACAAACAAAGCACCGCCGCCCCAUAAAACGACACUCCACGCUUCUCAAUGGCGUCGUCGACGUUCGAGCUUGAGUCCGGCGCCGUCGACGAAAACGACGACGUUUCGCCGAUCGAAGAGGUCCGCCUAACAGUCUCGAACGACGACGACCCGAGCCUUCCGGUGUGGACGUUCCGAAUGUGGUCGUUGGGGCUCGUCUCCUGCGUCCUCCUCUCCUUCCUCAACACCUUCUUCAUGUACCGCACCGAGCCCCUCGUCAUCUCCAUGAUCUCCGUACAGGUGGCCACCCUCCCCAUCGGACGGUUCAUGGAGCGGGUCCUCCCCACGACGCCGUUUCGCCUCCCCGGCCUCGGCAAGGUGUCGCUCAACCCCGGGCCGUUCAACACGAAGGAACACGUGCUUAUUUCAAUUUUUGCCAACGCCGGCGCGGCGUUUGGCGGCGGUGCCGCCUACGCCAUUAGUAUUGUGGAUAUCAUAAAGGCGUUUUAUCUGAGGAAUAUCUCGUUUUGGGCUAGUUGGGUUCUUGUCAUUACCACUCAGGUAUUGGGGUAUGGAUGGGCUGGGAUUCUGAGGAAGUACGUGGUGGAUCCGGCGCAGAUGUGGUGGCCUAGUAGUCUGGUUCAAGUCUCUUUGUUCAGGGCGCUGCAUGAGAAAGACAAUGACCGCAUGUCACGAGGGAAAUUCUUCUUAAUAGCACUAGUUUGCAGCUUCUCGUGGUAUGUUGUCCCAGGUUACCUUUUCCCAACUCUGUCGACCAUUUCAUGGGUUUGCUGGUUAUACCCAAAAUCAGUCACAGCACAACAGAUCGGAUCAGGCAUGAGAGGGCUCGGGAUAGGUUCCCUUUCGCUCGACUGGUCCGUCAUUGCAUCCUACCUCGGCAGCCCUCUCAUCAGCCCCUUCUUUGCAAUCGUCAACGUCGCCUUCGGCUACAUCAUAACCAUGUUCAUUAUGCUCCCCAUUGCCUAUUGGGGUGUCAACCUUUAUAAUGCCAAGAACUUCCCCAUCUUUUCCUCUCACUUGUUUGAUGCUCAUGGACAGAUAUAUAAUGUCUCAGCUAUUGUUAAUAAUCAAUUUGAGAUUGAUCAAGAGGCGUAUCAGAGGCAAGGACGAAUUAAUCUCAGUGUCUUUUUUUCUCUCUCGUAUGGAAUUGGUUUUGCAGCCAUUGUGUCAACUCUCACACAUGUUGCCCUUUUCAAUGGAAGGGAGAUUUACACACAAUUCCGGGCUUCUUACAAUACAAAGGAAGAUAUACACACGAGGCUGAUGAAGAAGUACAGAGACAUUCCCAGCUGGUGGUUCCAUUCGAUGCUUGUGGUAUCAAUCAUACUAUCACUUGCCUUGUGCAUCUUCAAGAAAGAUGAGAUUCAAAUGCCAUGGUGGGGACUCAUUUUUGCAGCAGGGCUUGCUCUCACUUUUACUCUCCCAGUCAGCGUUAUAACUGCGACUACAAACCAGACGCCAGGACUAAACAUCAUCACAGAAUACAUAAUGGGGGUCAUAUUGCCAGGAAAACCAAUAGCUAAUGUGUGCUUCAAGACGUACGGAUAUAUAAGCAUGGCUCAAGCUGUUUCCUUUCUCAACGAUUUCAAGCUCGGCCAUUACAUGAAGAUCCCUCCUAUUUCCAUGUUUGUUGUGCAGUGCGUUGGAACCAUCAUAGCCGGAACAGUCAAUAUUGGAGUGGCGUGGUGGCUGCUUCACACGGUUGAAAACAUAUGCCAGGACCAACUCCUUCCACCCAACAGCCCCUGGACAUGUCCCGGAGACCGUGUCUUCUUCGAUGCGUCGGUGAUUUGGGGUCUCGUGGGACCGAAAAGAAUCUUUGGCUCCGAAGGAAACUACUCCCAGCUCAACUGGUUCUUCCUCAUAGGGGUUAUGGGGCCUUUGUUAGUGUGGUUGCUACACAAGGCCUUCCCAUCCCAGAAAUGGAUCAAAUUCGUCAAUCUCCCUGUUCUAUUCGGAGCAACAGCAGUGAUGCCGCCUGCCACGACCGUGAACUUCAACUGCUGGAUAAUCGUGGGGACGGUGUUCAACUUCUUUGUGUUUCGGUACAGAAAGCAAUGGUGGCAGAAGUACAACUAUGUGCUCUCGGCGGCUUUGGAUGCAGGGUUGGCCUUCAUGGGGGUGGUUCUCUACUUCACUCUGACAAUGGAGGAUAGGAGUUUGUCAUGGUGGGGUGCGGAUGGUGAGCACUGUGAAUUGGCUACUUGUCCUACGGCCAAAGGCAUCGUCGUUGAUGGAUGUCCUGUGUUUUGAUUCAUCCAUGUUUUCGGUUGUGUACUUGUGUAUGCCUAUAUCUGAUAUUAGAAGGGCGUAAUUUGUAGAUAUGCUAUAUUUUUAGUUUCACAUCAAACCUUU